Messenger RNA from Gymnodraco acuticeps, 11322 nucleotides. It is a transcript of the gene apc2, whose product is annotated as APC regulator of WNT signaling pathway 2. Lineage: Eukaryota; Metazoa; Chordata; Actinopteri; Perciformes; Bathydraconidae. The transcript has 14 exons. Gene Ontology annotation, cellular component: beta-catenin destruction complex; catenin complex; cytoplasmic microtubule. The record is from RefSeq and is a predicted model, not a curated record. Bases 259 to 7776 code for a protein of 2505 amino acids. Gene Ontology annotation, biological process: nervous system development; pattern specification process; cell fate specification. Gene Ontology annotation, molecular function: microtubule binding; beta-catenin binding; gamma-catenin binding.
CAGCUCGGAGUCAUGAGGUAAGAACGGAGCUCUCCUUCUAUGUAUUUAAAUCACAUUAUUAUCGUAUUGUAUGUAUAUGCUACCCGGGUAAAGCGUGCAUCCCGAGCCUCCUGCCCUCUCUGACUCAGCUCGGCUCGGUUCGGUUCGGCUCAGAGCUGUGAGUCACAGACAAUGCGAGGAUGUCAAAUCAGACGCUAGAAGGCUAUUUCUAAAACCUGCAGCAUCAAAUCCAAAUAUGAGGCACUGCCCAGUGUGAAGAUGGCUUCCUACGAUCAGCUGGCCCACCAGGUGGAGGCGCUCCGUAAGGAGAACUCCCACCUGAGAAGGGAGCUGGAGGAUAACUCCAACCACCUGUCCAAACUGGAGACCGAGACCACCGGCAUGAAGGAGGUGUUGAAGCAGCUGCAGAGUAAACUGGAGCAGGAGGCAGGAACACUGGCCUCGUCCGGCAGGAGCGAUGUGCUGGACCAACUCAAAGAGCUCCACAUGGAUCUCACUAACUACUACGAACUGAAGCAUCAACCCCACAACCUGAGGCUUCUGAUGGGCGGCGUGGGGGGGGCAGGUGGGGGAGCGGAGGUGGAGGACCGCCUGGCUCUGCCUCCUUCCUCCUGCUCCUCUUCCUCAGCGGUAAGCAGAGCCAGGAGUCCGCUCAGGGUGCUGUCCCGUCUGAGCUCAGGGUCCGGGGGGGAGGCCGCUAUGCUGCCACAUCACUUCCUGGAGGGAGCGCCACCCAAAACAGCUGUGAUCAGUGGAGCUGACGGGCGGAUGAGCGACCACCACCAGGAGGAGCUGUACAAGGAGAGGAACCUCCUGCUGGGGGAGAUCGACCGCGAGGAGAGGGAGCGCUGCUGGUACUUCAGCCAGCUGGAGGCGCUGUCUCAGAGACUGGCUCAACUGCCCCGCAUCGACACAUUUUCUCUGCAGAUGGAUCUGAUCCGGCAGCAGCUGGAGUUUGAAGCUCAGCAGGUUCAGUCUGUGAUGGAGGAGCAUUUCGGCACCAGUGAUGAAGUGGUCCAGAGGACGCAGAUUCGUGUUGCUCGUCUGGAGCAGCUGGAGGAAGAGCUGCAGGAGGCCCGAGGCAGUCAGGAGACCCAGCUACAGCUUUCUGGAGCUGAGAAGCCCCCUGCUGGAGAGCCAGAGAAUGGAGGCGCAGGAACAGAAGCUCCUGCAGAUGGAGGCAGCAAGGUGGAGAUGGUGUUCUGGCUGCUCUCCAUGCUCGCCAACAGAGAUAAGGAGGAGAUGUCUCGCACUCUGCUGGCGCUGUCCAGCUCUCAGGACAGCUGCAUUGCUAUGAGAAGGUCCGGCUGCGUCCCGCUGCUGGUCCAGAUCCUACACGAAGCCCCCAGCGGGGGGGAGGUAGUGACGGAAGGGACUGUGACGGGUUGCAGCAGGGAGGCCAGAUCUAGAGCCAGCGCCGCCCUCCACAACAUCAUCUACUCCCAGCAGGACGAGGGCCAGGCCCGCCGCGAGAUGCGGGUGCUGCACCUGCUGGAGCAGGUCCGGACCUACUGUGACAGCGGCUGGGACUGGAUCGAGAGCCACGCAGGGACACCGUCACCUGGAGGAACCAAAACCACCGACAUCCCUGAGCCUGUAGACCCUCAGAUCUGUCAGACCAUGUGCGCCAUCAUGAAGCUUUCCUUUGAAGAGGAGUACCGGCGUGCCAUGAACGAAUUAGGCGGUCUGCAGGUCGUGGCUGAUUUGAUCCACCUGGAGCAGGACAUGUACGGCAUGCAGAACGACCCCAUCAACAUGGCUCUGCGCCGCUACGCAGGGAUGGCUGUGACUAACCUUACCUUCGGAGACGUCGUCAACAAGGCCACUCUGUGCUCCAAGAAGAGCUGUCUGCUGGCUCUUGUGGCCCAGUUGGCGUCAGACAGUGAGGAGCUACAUCAAGUGGUCUCCAGCAUCCUGAGGAACCUAUCCUGGAGGGCCGACAUCAGCAGUAAGAAGGUCCUCAGAGACAUCGGCUCUGUGUCUGCCCUGAUGACCUGUGCCCUGCAGGCUACCAAGGAGUCGACCUUGAAGAGCCUCCUCAGUGCUCUGUGGAAUCUUUCUGCUCACAGCACUGACAACAAGGUGGCAAUAUGCUCAGUGGACGGCGCUCUGGGCUUUCUGGUCAGCACACUGACAUACCGAUGUCAAACCAAUUCGCUUGCCAUCAUCGAGAGCGGAGGAGGAAUUCUUCGAAACGUGUCAAGUCUGGUCGCUACAAGGGAAGACUACAGGCAAAUCCUCAGGGACCACAACUGCCUCCAGACUCUGCUGCAGCACCUGCGCUCCCACAGUCUGACAAUAGUGAGCAACGCCUGCGGAACUCUCUGGAACCUCUCUGCCCGUAGUCCAAAAGACCAGGAGCUGCUCUGGGAUCUUGGUGCAGUUAGCAUGCUGCGCAACCUUAUCCACUCCAAGCACAAGAUGAUAGCCAUGGGCAGCGCUGCAGCUUUAAGGAAUCUCCUCACAAAUCGACCCCUAAAAUAUAAGGAUGCUGCCGUAGUAUCCCCUGGGUCCUGCAUGCCGUCACUUUACAUGAGGAAACAGAAGGCUCUGGAGGCAGAGCUGGAUGCCAAACACCUUGCAGAGACUUUUGACACCCUGGAGAAACAAAGCCCCAAGAAUCUGACACUUAACAAGCCACUACGCCACAUUGAGAGUCUGGCAAAGGAUUAUGCAUCUGAUUCUGGUUGUUUUGAUGAUGAUGAGGCACCCAACGUCUCCAGUAGCCUGGACACUGGGAGUUUCUCGAUGCUCUCUAUGUUCCUUACAAACUCUAACUUCCUGCAAAACCAACCACGCAAGAGGGACAGUGAACCUGAGAGAGAUGUAGACAUCCCUCAGAUGGUCGAGAAGAGACAAGCUCCUCCUGAAGAUUUGGUAUCUGCUGCUGCAGAGAAGCUGGCCAAAAAGAUCACCAACACGGUUGCCAAGAUAGACAGGUUAGUGGAGGACAUCACCAUGCAAACAUCAUCAGAGGACAGUUUUAGCCUCAGCUCUGAAGACCACUUGGCGGACUGGCCUUAUGGGCUGGAUGAACUAAAUGAAGCCCGUGCAAAAUCACGCUCCCCUUGCCGUCUCUCCGAAACAAGCAGCUUGGCCCACAGGGAACGGCUCAGUAGAGCCCAUGCCCUCUUGCGCCUCAAAACGGCCAAUACAAAUGUAUCAACAGACAGCCUAAACAGUGGAAGCACCAGUGAUGGCUACUGUGGAAGCAAAGACCAUAUGCGACCUGCUCCAAAGCCUCUAACAAUGCAACAGCGUCCCAACCAGCUUGAUCUCAAGGUGGACCAUCAAGAUUACUUCAAUGUUGGAGCGUCUGCACUGAAUGAGACUAACCAUCAAUACAUUCCGGAGAGAGAUUCUGUGGACAACAAAGAUGCAAGAGGUGAAGAGCUCAGCAGCACAGAAGCAGAAAAGUAUCAGGAUCAACCUGUACAAACGCCUGUCAGUGCUUGUACUAAACUCUCCUCUGAUGUCAGCAUGACUUCAAUUAAACUGUCUCCUUCUUAUCAACAGGUUCCACUUAUUCAGAGUGUGGCUAAAUGUGGUGUAGCAAAGACAGCAAUCAAUGUACAGGCUGCCCAAGCAAUGAGGAGGCAAGCAUGGGUACCUACUGUGAUGACUGGGGCUAGUAUUACUAAAUGUUCUCCAAUGUCAUCCACCAGAAGCCCAACUAUUGGGGCGAUGGAGACGAUCCAGAAAUACUCGGUGGAGAACACCCCAAUUUGCUUCUCCCGCUGCAGUUCACUCUCCUCCCUCUCUUCUGGCGACGGAGCAUUGGAUGGACAAAGUGAAAAUGAGCUAGAGAGUGACUCAUCAUUAGAAAUAAUUGAAGUAGAAGAUGGGGAAGAGGUGAAAAGAGCUGAAGAGGAUGAAACCUUGGAGGAUCUGAGUGACAGUCAGCUGCUAAUGACUGACUCAAAAACAUUCCCCAGCAAAGAGACAGAUCCCAUUGAGAUUCCCUGUCAUGCCAAACGGGAAAAGGUGUUCCUUAGAGGAGCUUCACCAGCCAUACUUGAAGACAGAUCUCCAUCAAGUUCAUCUGAAAACUACAUCCACGAGACGCCCCUGAUAAUGAGUCGCUGUAGCUCAGUCAGUUCCCUGGGUAGUUUUGAGUCUCCUUCUAUUGCCAGCUCAAUUCAAAGUGACCCAUGCAGUGAGAUGAUUGAUGGAACAAUAAGCCCUAGUGAUCUACCUGACAGCCCGGGUCAAACCAUGCCUCCUAGUCGAAGUAAAACUCCAUGUUGCAUUGAGUCAAAUGAACAAGAAACACAGGCCACAGGAAUUGCAGGUCAAUGGGAAAACAGCCUGCGAAAGUUCAUGGAGAUUGCAGACUCCAAGGAGAGGUUUAACCUUCCUCCUGACUUGGACACUAUGAUCUACUUUACAGUGGAAAAGCCAACUGAAAACUUCUCUUGUGCUUCGAGUUUGAGUGCACUGCCUCUUCACGAACACUACAUACAAAAAGAUGUUGAGCUGAAAUUGACUCCCCUACUCCAGCAAAAUGACAAAGAUCUUCCUUUCCCUGAUGAGCAUGAGCAAGGAUUUGACCAUGGUGAGAGAUAUAGUGAGGGCAACUCAGAUGAUGACAUAGAAAUCUUAAAGGAAUGCAUCAACUCAGCAAUGCCCUCCAAGUUCAGACAAGUAAGACCUUCCCUGAUGACCACCAUCCCUCCUCAUAUUCUCAAUUAUCAGAUCCGAAAACAAAUUCCAGUAUACAUGAUGCUUCCAAAUGGCAAAACCCAAAUGUGUCCUGGAAGGAGAUUCGUCAUCCCCCAAAAGGACUUCAUAUUUGACGAUUCGUCCUUCACUGAUUCUGCAGAAGGUACACCAGUCAACUUCUCCAGCACAACAUCCCUUAGUGAUGAAACACUUCAGUAUUCAGUAAAGGAGAGGGGAGCUAACGACUGCACAGCUAAAGGUAUAAACAAACAGGAAUUGCUUGACGAUGAGGCAAAGAGGAUAGAAGACUUGAAGAUAUUCUCACACUUCCAUAAACCCAACAAGAUGAACUACCCACCAGAGAUACAAAUGAAUCGAACAACCAAACAUAUCAUUCCGACGCAGAGGGUGCUGUUGCAGAGCAAAGAGGUAGCAGAUAGGGUGGCAAACCAAAGAAAGCGUGAUAAGUCACCAAACCAGCAAAAUAAUAGGCAAGGUCAAGGUACGGCCAGGAAACUGGAAUUGCCCGUCAUUAAGCAAAACAAAGAAGGUAACCUAAAUGUUCGAUCACAAAAAGGGAAAACAGUCUUUCGGCAAAUGACACAAUCUUCCGAGGACAGUAACAGCUUCUAUGAUGAUAAAAAGGAAGCAAUCAAACGAACAAGCAGAAAACAAAUCAGGGAAGAAAGUAGAAACACUCUCUCCCGGAGCAUGACAAAUAUUGGCAGUGUUGAUAAUUCCCAAGCAAUUUCAAGAGGAUUUCAAAGGAUAAAACAACAUCUGAUUAAGGAUGAAUCACUGGCAUGUUACUCACUCAGCUCUUCACUUAGUUCACUGAGUGAUGCUGAGUUUGAGCCUCAUAAAUCAAAAGCCCAUAAAAUAUGGUACAAAAACAGACACAACAAAACACUGAAUACGAUGAAACAAACAAAGACUAUAAACAUUCACAGCCAAUACGAAGAUCCAAGCUCGCCAAGCUCUGUCAGCAUGGAUUCAGAGGAUGACCUUCUUCAGAAAUGCAUAACAUCUGCCAUGCCUAGGCAGAGAAGAAGGCUUGCUGCCAGAAAGAAAAAAGCAGAAAAUACUAAAAAACAAAAGACCUCUGAUGGGUGGAACAUGAAUGAGGAAAUGGAUAUGGAUGAGGACAUGGAUAGUGAUGAUACAGCAUGGGAUAAAGAUUCAGACCUCAAUAGUGUUGAAUGGAGAGCCAUACAAGAAGGUGCUAAUUGUGUUGUCACUGGGUUGCAGGCAUCAAGGUCUCAGGACCCAUCUUCUGAAGAGACUGAAUCAGUCCUGUCAUUUAUGUCAACAUCCAGCUUUACACCCAAAGAAAGGAAGUUUGCUAAAGAUAAAAAGGCAAAUAAACCUCUUGACUUUGCGCAGCGCAAGCCAGUUCCAAACCUACCAAUGGUUUUCAGAGGCAGGACAGUGAUCUACACACCGAAAAAGGAGACGGCUCCAUCACAAAUACCUCCUCCUAGAAAAAUAACAACCAAGACAGAUGCUCCAAAGAACCCAAACCUUGCUCAGUACAGAUCAAAGAGCCUUCACAGAUUAGGUCGGCCCCAGGAUAUUGAACUAUCUUUGCCAAAGAGAAGCUCUACUCCACCUCCAAGGAUACCAAAAAGUUCAUCCUCUGGAUCAUCACAAAGCUCUACACUAUCUAAACAGUCACAGAAGAAGAUAACAUCCCCGACUCAGACAAAUAAAGCCAACCAGAAAAAGAAUGCCUCAUUACCUAGUAGCCCGCCAGCUACAAGCCCCCCUGAAAGAAAGGGACGCUCUCCUGUUAUGAAACAAAAUGAAAAGUCUGCACCACCUAAAACUCAAAAGUCUCCUGUCCGAAUUCCUUUUAUGCAAAAUUCAGUCAGGCCAAGACCUCUGUCACCUCUAGUAACUAACAAAACAACCACCACACAAAUCAAUCAGGUCAAUGGCAAACGUUUAGCACCAACCAAUCGUUUUGGACUGGUCAGGAUGACUUCUGUCCAUUCAAGUGGUGGUGAGUCUGAGCGCAAUGGAUUUUUGAGACAGCUGACUUUCAUUAAGGAAUCACAGAACGCGCUUAGACGUGAUAACUCAGCACGCAACAUGUCAGGAUCUCAAAAUGGAUCCCCGCGCAGAACAAAUCCUGGAGCUACAGCUGUCUUCCUUUGCUCAUCACGCUGUCAGGAACUAAAGGUAUCUGUGCAAACUCCCAGACGGGUGCAAGUAAAAGAUCCAAGACAAACAGAGCAGAGGUCAGACCGCCUUCAGAAGCAGAGUGCAGCCCUCUCCAGAGCAACCUCCAGUGAAAGAGACCUAUCUGCAAGACGCCCAUCCAGAAGAACCAGUUCUGAAAGCCCUUGCAGGUUGGCUCAGCGAAACGGGCCUGGCAGAGUGUCUGGACCCAAGCAGCAACAAGACAAGGAUAACUUUAAACAUCAUGCUUCAUCGCCAAGCCUAAACAUACUGAGCCGGGUGACAAGCCGUUCCUCCCUCCGUUCGUCCUCAUCUGAUUCAAGCGGAAGAGCAAAGAGCGAGGAUGAUACAAAGAAGAAAGUGCAGAGAUCUGCAUCACGGCUUAAUGAAAGAGUCACCUGGAGGAGGAUCAGGGAUGAAGAUGUAUCUCAGAUCUUGAAAAGCACUCUGCCAGAAAAUGCGUUACCUCUGGUGACUUCUCCUGACGGGGAACAGCCAAAGCCACUGGCUCUACCAGGAAAAUUGCCAACAAUUCUACUUGCAUCUCGCAAGACAAGCGAUGCGACAGUCCAGACAGAGGAUUUUACAAACAACAAGACCAACUCAAGCACCUCUCCAACGGUUGAAACAGCUCAGGUGAUUUCAGAAGAAGUGUCACGCUUUGCUCUACUUAAGAAGAUUAGUUCAACCUCUGGGAGUAACCUGCAGGAUGGAGAUUCUGACGUGUCCCCAAGGAGCCACAGUACUGUCUCCACAGGAACGUCUGAUUCCCACGUCAGUGGAGUUGUCCAUUUCCGCCAAGGAUCCCCCAGCAAGGCCGCCCGUAUCACUCCAUUUAAUUAUACUCCAAGCCCCAUUUCCUGCAACCUACAAGACAAGCAGAGCCAGAGAGCCUCGAUCAAUGAAAAGUCUGGGGGCAAAAGUGAGUCGUAAGACAUUUAGUGGAUUACUGGACGACAUGGAUUACUCUACUGUGAUCCUGGAUGAAACUCAGGUGGACAGUCUAGGAGUGUGGUGGCCCAUAUACCUCGGGUAUUUACCCUUUACUUUCCCCAUUCACUGCAUUCAAGUCUUUCUCUCUGAACAAUUGAUCAAAGCUUCCAUCUACCAUUCAUACAAGGUUGGAUGUAUGCUUUAAGAGAGGUCGGACAAGAACAGACCAGAAAUAACAAUGCACUUCAGAGACAAAUCUCACAUGAAAAGGAAGUGCAUCUUUUUGUACUUUUUUUGUAUUUGUAGAAUAAUCAUUGCCUGUUAGAAACGUAGUGAAAACAUGAAGAAAAAGACAAUUAACUUGAUUUCAGCACAUCGGUUUUCUGGACGGAAUCGAUAAAAGAACAAUAUUAUGCAAAUUGUUGAAGGAUUACUCAGCUGGACUUUUACCUGAAAAUAUACAAACUGUGGAUGACUGUUGACAGACUCUCACAAAUGACGCCAAUACACUGAAAUGUUAAGCAUUUUUUACAUACAGUUAAUCAAUGCUUUGGGCCUCUUAAUCCCUAAUCAACUGAAUUAUAAUACACUGCUUGUCUUUUUUUUCUCCAUAUUUCUCCAGUAGGUCUGGGGCUACAUUUAAGAAAAAACUUCGGAUUAACAGUGCAAUUACCUUAUUUAGAUGAUAUAGUGAUUUCGGAAUGAUAUCGAUGUGUAUUACAGGUUAACGAUAUGAACAAUUCUAAAUUCAAAAGCUAAACAUUUUGCAAUAUGUAUUUAAAUAUUUUUAAUGAGAGCUGUUUGACUUUAGUUGUAUUAGUGUACAUCUAUCUAUAUAUAUAUAUAUAUAUAUAUAUAUAUAUAUAGAUAUAUAUAUAUAUAUAUAUAUAUAUAUAUAUAUAUAUAUAUAUAUAGAUAUAUAUAUAUAUAUAUAUAUAUAUAUAUAUAUAUAUAUAUAUGUAGAUAUUAUCAUAUCUCCCCAGCUCAACUUUGGUAAAAAAAGUAUUAAUAAUAAAGUAUACUGAGCGGCAAUUUUAGGAGGAAUAUGAUUAUUCGCAACACCUACUCAAGUUAAAUCCCUGCUGCAGAACAAAUGAUAGCAUCCUGUGGUUUUCCAAACUAUAAGCAGAUUCUGGUAUUUACUCUCUCCUGUACUCUUUGUCUUAAUCAGUUUUGUAAAUAACACACAGAUAUACAAAAUCUCCAAAGCUUCCUUGUGGGCAAAAUAAUCUGUUGCUCGAUGACAGCAUGCAUAUAUACUGUAUAUGACUGUGUACACGCACCUGUUAACAUUGUGGAGGGACAAUUAAGUUGUUAUUCAGAGGUAAAAUUAUUUCUAGACAAGAGCAUUACUAGCCAUCUGCUGAAAAGACAUAUAAUGGUAUAAACUGUCAGCAUAGCUGAACAAAGCGACUACAUGCUUCAUCUAAUAACAUGACAUAAUUGUUAUGUUUGAUUCUAUAUUCAGGCAUUAUUGCUGUUGAGUAUUCCUUGUCCAGAAACACAAUGAUUUCAUCCAGUGAUGGGGCGGCUUUGGACAUGUGUCCAUGUGACAUGUGACAUGUGUCCUUACAAAAAUCUGUAUAACUUGUUAAUAUCCGCUUAACUGUGUUGCUGUAAAGUAGUGAUAGGUUGAGAAGAAGUUGAAUAUUAAGACAAUGAAUAUUCUCUGUUGUUGUAACAUCGCUCCUCCAUGUGUGCUGCUGGAAGACAAAAGACAGAAAUAACAUUCAUCAUUCAUCUACCUAAAGGGGCUCAUUAUUCAUAAAACAAGGUUUAUUAUUUACCACACUGAACCUACUGUAUUUCCAAAGCAUAUACAGUUAAGCAAAAUAUAAUUUUAAUGCAAAACUUCAGGUCCCCCUGGCCAUUUAAAUAAUAUAUGGUCUACUCUAGUGGGUAUCAUGCACCCCCCUGAAAUAUACUUCUAAUCAGCUUUUCUAGAUUGGAAGAAUUGUGUAGAAAACGAUUAGCUAUGUUAAAAAGUUCCAAAUUAGUGUGCCUAUUACCCUGACAUUUGAGUUUCACUCUUUUUACUCCUUUGACUCUCUCAGCCAUUAUUGCAGAUAAAUUAACAAAUAAUGUGUCUAGACCCAUGUUUUGAGGGUCAAGGAACACAAUGAAACUAUUCUUAAAGUGAUCACAUGUGUCUGUGGCUGCUAAUUAGUGCCGCCAUUACAAGAAAAUGGCAUUUUAGUCUUGUACCAAGAAGGGUGUAUUUUGCACCGACACAGAAAUAUACUUAUAAUCAGUGUUUCCAAAAUGGAAAAAGUAUGUAGAAAAUGAUGAGCCAACGGUGAACAGCCCUGAAAUCUGUUAUCGUAUGAGUAUCAAUCACCUGGUUGGUUUGAUUAAGUUAAUUUAGAAAUGAUCUCAUUGUGCAUUACCUUUUGUAAAAACUAUGCCUGAGUAGUCAGAGUUUUUAAAAGUGCAGUUGUAGAAAAUGGGUAGACAAAUGAUAUAAACAGAAAAAAGGGGCUUGAUCUGAGUACAGAUUUAAAGCUGACACUGACUUUAAACAUGCAAACACACAUUUACUGUAGGCAAGAGUAGAAUGAUUUGGCCGAAGUACCUUAGCCUUGGUGUGAUAUUUCUGUCAAAGCUACGGUACUUGGGUCAAGUUUGAGUGAUCAACUUUAGUUUCGUAAUCUAUCAAUUAUUUGAAAUGUUGAAAUCAAUGUGCAUGUAAACAUAGUGUUAUCACGCACACACUUAUUAAUUUCAGUCAAAAAGGUGAUAGCUACAACACUAGCUGUCCUGAGUCACCGCAGUUUGUGAGUAAGUGUGAAUAUUUGUCUAAAUGUGACAUUAUAUACACACCUGCAGGGGAUGACAGGACUGUUGUGACUCUAAAUCACUAUAUGUUUAGACUGUAAGAAAUGUACAUUUGUUUCAUCUGUAACCAGAUAAAAGUGAAGCCCCAGGAGUCAACAGAACAGUUUGGCAUUUUCCUAAACAUGUAUUUCACACAUUUAAAAUAUUUGUGUUCCUUAUUUGAACCCAUAAUUAAAGGCUUGAAAUGAGAAUUUGUAAACCGUUUGUUUGAUACGUAUCAAGACAGAUUUUGGGUUUGAGAAUCACUUUAACAGCAACUAAAAAUAAAGAUUAGGACGAAGAGUGAAAACUGUGUGAAUGAGACGGACAGGGGGUUCGUUUUCGUGUUAAAAAGCCAUCAGAAGGGUCCUGGGAGUUAGUCCACCAUCACUGUCAGCAACCUUGAACACGCCUGGCUGUAGACAAUUGUUCAUGUCCAAAUUCAUAGGUUUUAAAUAAAAUGCCUAGCACUCUGCAUUCAGCGUUUUCCAAUUCACUGUGAAAAUCUGUUAUGAAAUUAAAUAUUAUAUACAUUAUAAGGUCUCUUGAAACGUACCUUUUGUGGAAAGUUAUUGGGCUCAUGUCUAGUGUCACUCAUAAUGGCGGCCCCAGCCUGUCGUGCCUGAAACAAGGCCCCCGAGGAGUUAUGGUGCCAUGUGAAAUAGGCGAAGCAGCAGAACUGUGUCAUAAUAAAUGUUUUCAUCAAAUAAAAAAUGACAUGUUUCAUUAGAA